Molecule: messenger RNA, 954 nt
Organism: Oikopleura dioica
Lineage: Eukaryota; Metazoa; Chordata; Appendicularia; Copelata; Oikopleuridae
Source: the annotation of a GenBank genome assembly
AUGCGAAAUUUUGCGAAACAGGCGGCUUCAACUUUUCAUCUGCGACCUGGCGAAGUUUUCUGUAAUAAAGAGGAAACAGACUUUGACAAAGUAGCUCUCUCAAUCUCCUCCCGUCUUCCUCCCCAAAACUCUCCCCCAAAACUCGUCGGGGAAGGAUUCGACACCCUUUGCUACAAAUUUGGCGAUAGAGCGAUAAAAAUUCUCAAAGCCGGAAAAUAUGACGAGCGCUCUUAUAAAAUUCGAAAGGCAGUUCUCGAGGAUCAGCUUGGUCGAAGACUUUAUGAAUAUUCGAAUAGAAAUUUUUAUCCUGAAGGAAAAUGCUUUGUGCCGGUCGAAAUCGAGAAUUUUCUAGAGGGAGAAUCAGUCCCAAAAGGGGUUCAUACAAAAGAACGGCUCGACAAAAUCGCAAGGCAAAUGGCCCUCAUCCACCAGUCAACCCCCGUAGAACUCGAUAAAUCCCGCUGGGAAGCUCUCUCAAAAAUCACUGGAACCAACAUCAAUUGCCCCUAUUUCCGGGCUCAUCUUGAACACCCCGACUUCAACCCCUCCUGGCAAUUUCUAGAGAAAACUGUGAACAUCCAAAAAGAAGAAACGAUCGAAAAAUUGCUGAAAAUUCUUGAAGAUGUGGACCAAAAUGACAUUUGCUUCUGCCAUAAUGACAUUUGGGGCGAUAAUUUGAUUCAAAAAGGGGAUGAGCUGUAUGUUAUUGACUUUGGAGAUGCCGAUUGGGGAUUCCGAGCUUGGGAUCUUUGCUAUUUUCUUCUUCAUAAUCAGUCUUUGGAUGAACCGGAAGAAAGUAAUUAUUUCUUACGCAAGUACUCAUCCUACAUCAACACAUCCGAUCCAAUCGCUUUCUUCGAUCAGAUACGUGCUCAAGUAAAUGUAUUUGCUCCUUAUCUUCUCAUAGAGCAAAUUCUCUUUUGUUACAUUUACCAUCACGAGGAUCGAGGCUGA